This is a messenger RNA of Pediculus humanus corporis (human body louse), 411 nucleotides long. RefSeq names its product histone H3. The transcript has a single exon. Lineage: Eukaryota; Metazoa; Arthropoda; Insecta; Psocodea; Pediculidae. Gene Ontology annotation, molecular function: DNA binding; structural constituent of chromatin; protein heterodimerization activity. Gene Ontology annotation, cellular component: nucleosome. The record is from RefSeq and is a predicted model, not a curated record. Bases 1 to 411 code for a protein of 136 amino acids.
AUGGCUCGUACUAAGCAAACUGCUCGUAAAUCAACUGGAGGUAAAGCUCCUCGUAAACAACUUGCAACUAAAGCCGCCAGGAAAAGUGCUCCGGCCACCGGAGGAGUCAAGAAACCUCAUCGUUAUCGUCCGGGAACCGUAGCUCUUCGAGAAAUCAGACGUUAUCAAAAAAGUACCGAAUUGCUCAUCAGAAAAUUACCUUUCCAACGUCUAGUGAGAGAAAUCGCUCAAGAUUUCAAAACCGAUUUGAGAUUUCAAAGUUCGGCCGUUAUGGCUUUGCAAGAAGCGAGCGAAGCUUAUUUGGUCGGAUUAUUCGAAGACACGAACUUGUGCGCCAUUCACGCCAAACGUGUAACAAUCAUGCCUAAAGACAUCCAGCUCGCUCGUAGAAUCAGGGGAGAAAGAGCUUAA